GGUGAUGGAGUGGGUACUGGGUACUAGGUACUGGGUACUGGGGUCUCCGUGCGUCAGUGCUGAGGAAGCGCAAACACACCAUGUCUGUAACCAACACGGCCGCCGUCCUGUUGACUUUAUGCGCUGUUUUCGCAGUGGCCGAUGCAGAGGAAUGCGAAGUGUGUGUGGGGUUUUUGCAGCAUCUCUACACAUUCCUCGUGGCCAAACAUAAGGAGCUGUCCUCAGCACUUGUAGAGGAGGAGCUUAUGAAAGCAUGUGCUGAAGCUACAGGGAAGGAGAACCGCUUUUGUUAUUACCUUGGAGCUUCCAGCGACGCAGCUGCCAAAGUAACUGGAGAGGUGAGUCGACCCCUCAGUGCCCACGUCCCAGUGGAGAAGAUAUGUCAGAGGCUCCAGCACAGAGACCAACAGAUCUGUGAACUCAGAUAUGAGCAUCAGGUGCUGGACUGGAGCCGGGCAGCUCUGUCUAAGAUGCGGGUCCUUGGGUUGAAGCAAGUGUUGGCUUCGUGGGGAGAGGAAUGUCGAGCAUGUCUGGAAAAGACAGAUCUUAUAGACCUCAUCCAAGAGGUGGCCCCCAAACACAAGCCCGCACAGCCCAGGACAUAUUUAAAUGAGCUCUGAGGGCCCCCAUUGCAGCUCCGUGCUGGGGACACACAGAUUGUUGGGGGGCCUCAGACAGCUGUUCUUAAUAUAUCUUUGAGGUUUUUAAUCUGAUGUUGAGUUUUGCAGUCUCACUUAUGGCAUUUAUUGUUGUAGUAAAUCUGCUUUUUGGAUUGAUCUGAAGAACAUGCAUACUUUAUGAAACAUUAUUUUUUUGGGAGUUGACUGGUUUUGUGACUGGUUUCUUUUGGAAUAAAAAAGGAAGAGUUGAGUUUGUUA
Molecule: messenger RNA, 878 nt
Organism: Electrophorus electricus (electric eel)
Lineage: Eukaryota; Metazoa; Chordata; Actinopteri; Gymnotiformes; Gymnotidae
Gene: cdnf
Product: cerebral dopamine neurotrophic factor
Biological process (GO): neuron projection development; dopaminergic neuron differentiation
Cellular component (GO): endoplasmic reticulum
Source: RefSeq, a predicted model, not a curated record